This is a messenger RNA of Mixia osmundae IAM 14324, 1304 nucleotides long. RefSeq lists its product as uncharacterized. Gene Ontology annotation, biological process: DNA repair. Gene Ontology annotation, molecular function: catalytic activity. The transcript is spliced from 2 exons. NCBI's taxonomy places the organism in Eukaryota, Fungi, Basidiomycota, Mixiomycetes, Mixiales, Mixiaceae. Bases 271 to 879 code for a protein of 202 amino acids. The record is from RefSeq and is a predicted model, not a curated record.
GUGUACCGGUAACAUAAGGGUCUCAUAGCAAUCUUUUAAGAUCUCGAAAAGCUUUCUUCAAUCCCUUGCACGCAGUUCGACUCUGCGGUCAGGCAUCUUUUUGCCAACUUUUUGCCUAUGACUGGCUUAUCACGAAAUUGUGCCUCUGAGUGCGCCUCGACUGAUUGAUGUUUCGGCCGCAUCUGUAAAUGUAUAUCACAGUGGCACGAACGGCGCGAUCUAACGCGUUUCGUUGGCAACGCAGCCUUGUCUCAUACGUGGAAGGCCAAGAUGUCUCGACAGGGCAGACGUCCUGAUGUCCGCAGAAGCGCCAGUCCGGCGAUGCAAGGCCGACCAGAAUCGGACGACGUGACGCAUGACUUCUUCAGGGAGGCCUAUCGACUCAUCCGGACGGUACCUGAGGGCCGAGUCUGUACAUACGGUCACAUUGCAAAGCUCAUGGGCAGGCCGCAGAACUCGCGUCUGGUCGGCCAAGCGCUCAAGCAUCUGCCGUCCCGCCUGGCCAGACCUUUCAUAGACGGCGAACUGAUUGAAGAAAGGCACGGUUCAGAAAGCGGGCAAGAGACAGGACCAGGGGAAGCCGAGUUUGAAGACUUUCAUCGUCAGCAUCGCAUAGCGAAUCCAGAUUUCGUACCUUGGCAUCGCAUCAUCUCUUCCUCUGGUGUCAUAUCACCCCGCGGCAACUCUGCCUCGCUCGAGCGGCAAGCAGUCAUGCUCAGGGCGGAAGGCGUCGUCGUCCGCAAUGCUGCAGGACCGGCGGACGAGCCUGGCUACGGACCUGAUGCAUUCGGUUUGGCCGGUAUGCAAGAAGGCGGUCGCGUCAGUCUUGCUCGCUUUGGCUGGUUCCCAGAGCCGCCUGCUCGGUCAAGGGCGCGAUAGUGACGUGCUACCAGGAAGGAGAUUGCAGCAGUACGAGCGGAGCUACAGCAUCGACGUCACUGCUAGCGUUGCCCGAAGGGCCAACGCGGAGCACAACUUAACACCAAGGUGCAUCCGAGCGCACGGUCGUGGUCAACAGCAGUGCUUGCAAAGGUGCACUGGUUACGAUAGAGAAGCGAUGGCGGCACCAAUGUCUGACAUAUCGCCUGCAUCCUUGCCAAGAUGGCUCCAUGUGAUCGUGCCUUUGGGGUCGACUGCAAACGUGCCGUGGUUCUGCCAUCGAUUCUGCCUUGCCCGUCAGCGCCGUCGAAGCCGAACAAGGGUGAAGCAUACACCAUGUGUGUAAGUAUUCUUGAUGCCUUCUUUGGCUAGCUGGGACACUUUGGAGAGCGUGUCCAUGUUGAAAAGGGCAGCCCAGCCGAGUU